UAACGCGGCUUGAGAGAUGCUAGAUGGAUGCUAGAAUAUGACGCUAGUGCGUGUGACACGACUCGUGCCGCCGGUGCAGAUAAUAUGGGAAGUUAUCGCAUUUCCUUGAAACAUUUUUGACGUCAAAUGUGGCACUUUUGCCAGCCCUUGUUUAAUGUGCGCCGUGUCUUUUUGACCUUGAAUACUCCAUCUUUCAAAAACACGGUACUACAGCGACUAUCAAGCAUGGGCCCUGUGCGAAAGCCGGCAGUGCUGGUCACACGGCAGGAUGUAGCUAAAGAAGCUCUGGACCUUCUCCUUGAUAAGUGUGACGUCGAAAUUUGGAAUGAAGACGAGCCGAUUCCCAGACCAGUUCUUCUGCGAAAGAUUGCUGGCAAAGACGCUCUGUUUUGCUUGGUUACGGAGAAGGUAGACUCUGAAUUGUUGGAUGCCGCUGGCCCCUCCUUGAAGGCAGUCGGUACGAUGUCGGUUGGUUAUGAUCACGUCAACGUUGCUGAGUGUACUAGAAGGCGAAUCGCAGUCGGUAAUACGCCUCAUGUGUUAACUGACGCAACAGCGGAGCUAGGAAUUGGUCUUUUGCUAGCGACUGCUCGGCGUCUGUUCGAAGCUCAUCAGGCAAUAGGCAGUGGAGAAUGGGCCAAGGCUGCAAUGAACCCGACAUGGAUGUGUGGCUCUGAGAUCAGAGGGUCAACUGUUGGAAUAGUUGGCAUGGGCAGCAUAGGAUUUGGAAUCCUUGAAAGGCUAAAGGCAUUUAAGGUGUCACGGUUCCUAUACCAUUCAAGGUCGCACAAGACAGCAGCGGAGACAAUGGGUGCUCAAUUCACAACAUUGGAGGAAUUGCUGAGACAGUCUGACUAUGUGGUAGUCUGUUGUGCCCUGACACCUGAAACAAAAGGAAUGUUCAAUAAACAGGCCUUCAGCAUGAUGAAGAGUACAGCAUCAUUUAUCAACAUUAGCAGGGGCCAAGUUGUAGACCAAGAGGCACUUUAUGAGGCCCUGACUUCCGGAAAAAUCCGGUCUGCUGGCUUGGAUGUCAUGACACCAGAGCCACUCCCAAAAGAUCAUCCCCUAUCAAAGUUACCGAAUUGUGUGCUCCUGCCCCACAUCGGUAGUGCAGCGACUGACACCAGAACUGCAAUGGCUGUGUUAACAGCACAGAACAUAUUGGCUGCUCUUGAUGGCAUACAAAUGCCUGCUUCUCUGAACUAGGGUAUCAUGCACUCAUUAACAUGGAAGAGUAUAUUCCUGUACCUUUUUAAAAGAAAGAAAAGGAACAUCCACAGCUAAUACAUUUAGCCAAAUGCACCUGAAAUGUUAUAGCACUUAUUGAGGUUUUUAUCAUUUGUUGUUUUAAGGAGCUCAGAACAAAGAAAGCAGAAACACAAAUGUGUUGGCACUUGCAACAUAGUGUGUGUUUUACUGGGAAGUUUGUAUGCAGAAGUGAGGAAAAUGAGAGAUGCAGAACAAUAGGUAGUCAAAACGUGCAUUUCUCCAUUCAGUGUAACAAAAUGUCUAGUACAACUUGCAGUCCUCUGGCAAAUUUUGUUUGCAUGUUGUCAGAGCUCUAAAUUGAAUUUUCUCAUUCUUUUUUUUAGUGCAUUGUCUUGUUUAAGGGAAAAGUUAUAUUUUUAAGAAGACAAACAGUCCCCGACUGAUUUCUCAGCCUGAUUUUUCUGACCUGCUGAAUUAAUGAGACCUACCCACGCUAACACCAAAAUAUUGGCCACUGUUAAUAAACAUCAUGAAUAACAUCAUGAA
Messenger RNA from Dermacentor andersoni, 1758 nucleotides. RefSeq names its product glyoxylate reductase/hydroxypyruvate reductase. The record is from RefSeq and is a predicted model, not a curated record. Gene Ontology annotation, cellular component: cytosol. Gene Ontology annotation, molecular function: NAD binding; hydroxypyruvate reductase (NADH) activity; glyoxylate reductase (NADPH) activity. NCBI's taxonomy places the organism in Eukaryota, Metazoa, Arthropoda, Arachnida, Ixodida, Ixodidae.